Molecule: messenger RNA, 2617 nt
Organism: Papilio polytes (common Mormon)
Lineage: Eukaryota; Metazoa; Arthropoda; Insecta; Lepidoptera; Papilionidae
Gene: kuz
Product: disintegrin and metalloproteinase domain-containing protein 10-like
Exons: 11
Coding region: 1130-2617 (495 amino acids)
Biological process (GO): Notch signaling pathway; membrane protein ectodomain proteolysis
Cellular component (GO): plasma membrane
Molecular function (GO): metalloendopeptidase activity
Source: RefSeq, a predicted model, not a curated record
AAUAAAUAAAGAUAGAAAAAUCAACUGCAUUAAGUGGCAUUAAGAGGAUGGAACCUUCGAUCAACUAUAACAAAAACUUACAUUUGUUCGAAUAUUGGAACAGUAUUAUUUUACUUCUUCUCCAAAUACAUUGCCAUGUUUUAUAUGAUCAUUAUGCAGAUGUAGAUCUCUGCUCUGAUCCUGUUUUUGAUACACGGCUUUGUUACCAUAUUCACAUGAUUUGUGGUUACCUUAUUGCACACCUACAGCUACACCAACUGCAAAAAUGAUUGUCUAAAAAUCUGCAAUAUUUAAGCAGUCCAGUGAAGUGGAAAAAUAAAAUAAUGGUAUUAUGUACCUAAUUAACAUUAAAACAAUAAAUCAGGAAAUUAUAAAAAUUAGAAGAAUAGCAACAUUACAAGACACCGCAGUUACGAGUUUAUGUAAUCUAUUACCGAGAUUUCUUCGUGUGACAGAUUAAAAAUAUAGCUUCGAUGAUUCUACCAUAUCCUACCCAUAUCCGCUUUUAAAUAUUCUUUGACUCUAUGGUUUGCGAUUACUGAACUUCGCCUGGCUACACUCUCGGAAUCAUACAAUACCAACUGGUAUUUUUCUGUAUUUGACCAAUCUCUUGCAAUCUCAAAUUUUGACAAUGACCGCUCAUUGGUCAGAUUUUUACUAAUCAACAUGUUUCGAGAGUGAGUCUUUGAAUGAUAAAAUCAUUCCGCGACAUGUCAGUCAGGAAGGCGACGAUUAUAAAUUUCCGAAUUCACUUCAACAUUAUUUUAUAGUUAAGUUAAUAGUGUAUUUUUGACAAAAACAUGGAACAAUAACGUAGUGUUAAACAAUUUUAAGUUAUUGUUAUAGUUACAUUUUACGUUAGCAAUAUCAACGCGGGUGUUAUCAUGGUUUUUGUUGUUAUUUAUCAUUUCAUUCAACGUUUAUGAGACGAAGAUUUUUUAGAGUUCUCAUUUAAAUUAGUUUCAAAUGUGAUCAGUGAAUAUUAGGAAUUGUUGUAAUGUAAAUAAAAAAAUAUUGUUUGUGCGCGCAUGCGUUUUUGUCAAAAACAGACAAAGGUUUUGUGUGAUUUAAAAAUCAGCUGUGUGUGCAAUGACUUAGUGAUACAAAAAGAGUGUGUUUAUAAGCAACAAUGAUUAGUGAAAUUGGAUAUGUAGUGUUUUUGCUGUUAGCUCUUCCUUACAUAGAAAGUGCGUCUCGUCGCCUAAGCGAUUACGUGGAGCACUACGAGUCGUUGCAGUACGACUCUCGCGCGGUACACGCGCAGCACGCGCGCACACGCCGCUCCCUCGACGCGCCGGAUCUGCGCAUCGCCUUCCACGCGCACAACCGACGCUUCCAUCUCCGACUCAGGAGAGACCUCUCCGCCUUUAGUAAGGAUUUUAAGGUUGAAGGUUCCAAUGGCGAAAUCCACGAUGUGGACACGUCUCACAUAUACCGCGGUGACUUGGUCGACGACCCACACUCAACGGUGUUCGGUUCGGUGACAGAAGGUGUGUUCGAGGGGAAGAUGAUCACAAACGACGGCACGUACUACGUGGAGCACGCCCGCCGAUACUUCCCCCCCAACGGGACUCGAACCCGGGUCCACUCUGUCAUAUACAAAGAUAGUGACGUCAGUGACCCCUACUCACACAGACGACACGGUCACGUGGGUGGAUGCGGUAUCACAGACGAAGUGGUGCAAUGGAUGGACCGCAUACAGAAUUCUGGGGUCGAUGACGACCCGCCGACCUCGCCCGCACCCUCGCAACCACAGCCGUCUCACACACCGCCUCAUCCCAACAGCCUACGAGACGAUUCACCGAGGCAUUGGGAGCAUCACAACAAAUAUUCGAGAGCAGCUAACACUGGCGAGCACACACGCAAGCGGCGAGCUGCGAACGACAACAGGAACACGUGCUCACUCUUCAUAGAGACAGACCCGCUCAUCUGGCGGCACGUCAGGGAAGGAUUCCCCGAUCAUCGAGAUAGAAGUAAAAAGAGCGAAGUUGACAUGAAGACGCGGGAAGAGAUCCUGUCACUAAUAUCGCAUCACGUGGAGGCCGUCAACUACAUAUAUAGAGAUACGAAGUUCGACGGCCGCUUGCAGCACAGAAAUAUCAAAUUUGAAGUACAACGAAUUAAGAUCGACGACGACUCGAUGUGCAGUCCGCACCACUUUGGCGCAGAGAAUAACCAGUUCUGCCAGGAGAAUAUCGAUGUCUCCAACUUCCUUAAUCUACACUCGCUCGGCAACCACGAGGACUUCUGCCUAGCUUACGUCUUCACCUACAGAGACUUCACAGGAGGCACGCUAGGUCUGGCGUGGGUGGCGAGUGCCAGUGGUGCUUCGGGCGGUAUCUGCGAGAAAUACAAGACGUACACGGAGACGAACGGCGGCAUGUACCAGAGCACCAAGCGCUCGCUCAACACCGGCAUCAUCACAUUCGUCAAUUACAACAGCCGCGUGCCGCCGAAAGUCAGCCAGCUCACACUAGCCCAUGAGAUCGGACACAACUUUGGAUCACCGCACGACUACCCGUCGGAGUGUCGGCCGGGCGGGCAGGCGGGCAACUACAUAAUGUGUAAUGUAGAAAUUGAACAGUAUUGCCAAAUGAUCAAAUUGUUAUUAGACUGA